AUGGAGUGCAAUGCCGAAACCCUACGAUUCCUGUCCCAAUGCUUCCUCAACACCUUAUCGCCGCUUCCGGAGCCCCGCCGCCGUGCGGAGGCGGCGCUGGCGGAGGCCGCCGAUCGUCCCAACUACGGCCUUGCUGUCCUCAACCUCGUGGCCGAGGCGUCCGUCGACGAGCAGAUCCGUCAGUCUGCCGCAGUUAACUUCAAGAACCACCUCAAGGCCCGUUGGACAGUACAGCCCAACGACUCAGCUCAAAAACCCGUGCUCGACGUGGAGAAGGAGCACAUUAAGGCUUUCAUUGUUACCCAAAUGGUUAAGACCUCGCCGAAAAUCCAGGCUCAGCUAAGCGAGGCUUUAACCAUCAUUGGAAAGCACGAUUUCCCUAGAGCGUGGCCUAGUCUCUUGCCUCAAUUGGUGGCGACUCUGGAUGCAUUGAGCCAAGCUAACGACUAUGCUUCUGUCAAUGGGGUUUUAGCCACCGUUAAUUCCUUGUUUAAGAAAUUCAGGUACCAGUAUAAGACGAACGACCUGAUGCUAGAUUUGAAGUAUUGUCUGGAUAACUUUGCCAAGCCGUUGCUGGAAGUAUUUAAACGGACUGCCAGUUUCAUAGACCAGGCCAUGGGUUCUGGAUCCCCUAAUGCCAGUGCUCUCAAGGGUUAUAUAGAGUCCCAGAGGUUGUGUUGUAGGAUAUUCUAUUCGCUCAACUUCAUUGAUCUGCCCGAGUUUUUUGAGGAUCACAUGGAUGAAUGGAUGAUCGAAUUCAAUAAGUAUUUGACUGUGAAAUAUCCUUCUUUGGAAGAUGGUGGAGGUGAUGGGCUUGCUUCUGCUGAUGGGUUGCGGGCUGCCGUUUGCGACAACAUUGGCCUCUAUAUGGAGAAGGAGGAGGAGUUAUUUGAGAAGUAUUUGCGAGGGUUUGUGGAUGCUGUAUGGGGACUCUUGAUAGUUUCCUCCAAUGAUUCUACCAGGGAGAGGCUUACUGUAACUGGUAUAAAGUUCUUGAACACUGUCAGCACAAGCGUUCAUCAUAACUUGUUCGCAAGUGACAAUAUUUUGCAACAAAUUAUCCAGAGUAUUGUAAUUCCCAAUGUGAUGUUGAGGGAUGAGGAUGAAGAGCUUUUCGAGAUGAACUGCGUGGAGUUCAUACGAAGGGAUAUAGAAGGUAGUGACCUUGACACUCGGAGGAGGAUUGCUUGUGAACUCCUUAAGGGAAUUGCUGUAAAUUACAAGGAUAAUGUGACCCAGAAGGUUUCCAUUCAGGUACAGAGCCUUCUGGCAUUGUUUGCAGAGAAUCCAGCUGCAAACUGGAAGCACAAGGACUGUGCUAUCUAUUUGGUCGUCUCUCUUGCUAUGAAAAGAGCUGGCGGAAACUUUAUAACAACUGACAUUGUUGAUGUUGAGAGCUUCUUCAGCUCUGUAAUUGUUCCAGAGUUGAGAAGUCAGGAUGUGGAUGGGUUUCCAAUACUGAAAGCUGGGGCAUUGAAAUUCUUCACCAUGUUUAGGCACCAUAUAUCGAAACAUGUGGCGGUGGCUCUGCUACCUGAUGUGGUCCGUUUCCUUGUGUCUGAGUCGAAUGUGGUGCAUUCGUAUGCUGCCAGCUGCAUUGAGAAGCUCCUCCUUGUCAAGGAAGAGGGGGGGAGGCCGAGAUACGCCGGCAAUGAUGUUAAUCCAUUUCUGCUUACAUUGAUGACCAACCUCUUUAACGCUUUACAGAAGCCAGAGUCUGAGGAGAAUCAGUAUGUGAUGAAGUGCAUCAUGCGGGUUCUAGGGAUUGCUAAUGUUUCACGUGAGGUUGCUUUGCCUUGCAUCAAUGGCCUGGCAUCUGUACUGAACAGGGUUUGUGAGAACCCGAAGAAUCCCGCAUUCAGUCAUUACCUGUUUGAAUCUGUGGCUCUUCUCAUCAGGCGCGCCUGUGAGCAGGAUCCAUCGGUUAUUUCAGCUUUUGAGACUAGCUUGCUCCCCAGUGUUCAGAUGAUUUUAUCCAGGGAUGUCAUUGAGUUCUUCCCGUAUGCGUUCCAGUUGCUGGCACAACUUGUUGACUUGAAUCGCUCUCCUUUGCCAGCGAAUUAUAUGGAGAUUUUUGCAAUUCUCCUCCUCCCUGAAUCUUGGAAGAAGUCUGCAAAUGUUCCAGCUCUUGUUCGUUUGCUCCAGGCCUACCUGAGAAAGGCACCACAUGAACUAAACCAGCAGGGGCGGUUGUCUAGUAUUCUUGGCAUAUUCAACACGCUAGUCUCCUCUCCUAGUACUGAUGAACAAGGCUUUUAUGUGCUCAACACAGUGAUCGAACAUCUCGGCUAUGAUGUGAUCUCUCCCUACAUUAGCCAUAUCUGGGUUGCUUUGUUCAAACGACUGCAGUUCAACAGGACUGUGAAGUUCACCAAGUCUCUCAUUAUAUUCAUGUCACUCUUUUUGGUGAAACAUGGACCUGAAAACCUCGCUGGUUCCAUGAAUGCCGUUCAGCCUGACAUUUUCCGCACAAUUGUGGAGCAAUUUUGGAUACCAACUCUCAAGGUAAUCACAGGCUCAAUGGAACUCAAGUUGAGUUCGGUGGCCUCAACUAGACUUUUAUGCGAGACUCUGUCCGCAUCAGAUCCGUGUCUCUGGGGAAAAAUGCUCGACAGCAUUGUUACGCUUAUUUCAAGGCCAGAGGAGGAUAGAGUUGAGGAGGAGCCCAAUGUUCCGGAUUUUGGUGAAACUGUGGGUUAUAAUACCACAUUCUUUCAAUUGCACAAUGCUGGGAGGAAAGAAGAGGACCCUCUGCGUGAUAUCAAUGAUCCUAGACAAUUCUUGGUUGCAUCUCUGGCGAAUCUUUCUACUCGUUCACCUGGAACUUACCCCAGAAUUAUUACUGAAAAUCUUGAUAAAACAAAUCAAGCUGCACUGUUUCAGCUUUGUGGGUCUCACAAUCUCACGAUUGUUUGA
This is a messenger RNA of Striga hermonthica, 2916 nucleotides long. The record is from the annotation of a GenBank genome assembly. Lineage: Eukaryota; Viridiplantae; Streptophyta; Magnoliopsida; Lamiales; Orobanchaceae.